Molecule: messenger RNA, 4765 nt
Organism: Brienomyrus brachyistius
Lineage: Eukaryota; Metazoa; Chordata; Actinopteri; Osteoglossiformes; Mormyridae
Product: LIM domain-binding protein 3-like
Exons: 14
Coding region: 329-2308 (659 amino acids)
Biological process (GO): muscle structure development; heart development; actin cytoskeleton organization
Cellular component (GO): Z disc; stress fiber; adherens junction
Molecular function (GO): actin binding; muscle alpha-actinin binding
Source: RefSeq, a predicted model, not a curated record
UUCUUAGAUGGUCGAUCCAGCCCAUCUGAGCAGACAAGACCUCUCGUCCUUUUGCUUUCUGGACACCUCUGUCAUUCAUUAUAUGCCUUUAUGAAAAGGUGGGCACAAUUAGCACCUUGAACCUCAUUUUUUGAAGCCCUUGCUUGAUGAAGCAUUUUUGUUUUUGAAGGAUUCAGUGGUGUAUUUUUGCGCUCAAUUUAAGUUUUUUUUUUGCCUUUUUUGGGUUUCUUGUUUUAUCUGCUGCUGCCUGGCGGCUCACUUUGCCUAAUUCCCAACGAUCAAAAGUAAAAGACAGAAGUGAGUAAGAAGUGAGAAGAACUUUUGGAAGAUGAGCACUUACACCGUAAAUCUCAGUGGACCAGCACCAUGGGGCUUCCGCCUGCAGGGGGGAAAGGACUUCAACAUGCCCCUGACUAUCUCCAGGAUCACACCGGGGAGCAAAGCUUCCCAGGGCAGCCUGACCCAGGGCGAUGUCAUUGUGGCCAUCGAUGGAGUCAGCACUGAAGGCAUGACGCACCUGGAGGCUCAAAACAAGAUCAAGUGUGCCGGUUACAAUCUCGCCCUUACUAUGCAAAGGCCAAAACGUCCCGUUCCAAUGCCAAUGGACACCUACAUACCUAUCAUCCCGCAUGAGAAGGAGCUGGAAGGCCUAAUCAAUGGGGCCUACAGAAAGCAGGAAGUCACCCAGACCUUUGACACAGUGGUCACCAGUGCUGGUGCCAGGUCUCCCUCAAAGAGUUCCCAAGGGUCUGGCUCAUCAGGUGCAAUCAGCAAGGCACCCCCUAGCCAAAAGAAGCAGUAUAACACUCCCAUUGGGCUAUACUCAGCAGAGAUACUGAGGGAGAUGGCAGUGCUCCAGGGAAGCCUCAAAGGGAGCGGCUUUGCCGCUGGGAUUCCCGCGGGUAUCCUCCCUGUUAGAGAGCCUCUUGUAGACAGUACCUCUCCAGUGUAUCAGGCCGUGCUGCAGGCCGAGAACAAGGACACUGACGCAGUGGAGAGGAGCAGGCGCGCCACCCACCCACAGUCCAAGUGUUUCCGCAUUCUCGCCCACAUGACAGGAACUGAGCUCGAACAAGACGUAUAUGAAAAAUUACCCAGGCGAUCCAGUACUCCUGUUGAGCAUGCUGCAGUCUCCACAAGCCCUACUCCUGCUUCUCUGCCUGUUGCUGCUUCACCCAAUCAGCCUGUCCAUGAGACACAAAGCCUGACCCAUCAGGUUCUGGCAUCACCCCCUAUCGCCCAGACUGCGGUGGCUGCUCCUGUAGCCUCCACCCCAGAGAGUUUCACCACACAGCCUACCUUUGGCUACAGCUCCCAGUUCACAUCCUCCCCACCCAGGCCAUAUGGCAAGGCCCCGCCCAUACAGCAGAGUUCUAUACAGAUCCCUGUGGGACCGCCUCCACCCAAGGUUGUCAGCACAGCCAACAUUUUGCCUACCGCCUACCCCACUGCCCCGGCUCCAGUCCCCACCCCUGUCCAUAUUUCAGUGGCACCUGCUGUGGCCCCCACGCCUACUGAUCCCAACAGGCCCCCCUGGAUCGCUGAUAACACGUUCGCCCAGAAGUUUGACCCCAGCAAGACCACCACCACCACCACCAAUAUCAAAGUGCAACCUCUGCCCCAAUCAGCGCCCCCUCCCCCAGCCUACAUCCCCAACCCUGGCCAGACACCACCUGUCCCUAGUCCCGCACCUGCCCCCAUCCCCUUCCCUCCUGUGGCCCGCGGGGUGGCCCAGAGAGCUGAGCGCUUCGCUGCCAGUGGUCGGACCCCCCUUUGUGCAGCCUGUAACAACAUCAUCAGGGGACCUUUCUUGGUAGCGCUUGGUCGCUCCUGGCACCCAGAGGAGUUCAACUGCCAUUACUGUCACACAUCACUGGCGGACGUCAGCUUUGUGGAGGAGCAGAGCAGUGUGUAUUGCGAGAGCUGCUACGGGGAGUUCUUCGCCCCCACCUGUGCCCGCUGCAGCACCAAGAUCAUGGGGGAAGUGAUGCACGCACUGCGACAGACAUGGCACACCACCUGCUUUGUGUGUGCCGCCUGCGGGAAGCCCUUCGGCAACAGUCUCUUCCACAUGGAGGACGGUGAACCAUACUGUGAGAAAGAUUACGUCGUCCUCUUCAGCACUAAGUGCCACGGCUGCGACUUCCCCGUAGAAGCUGGAGACAAGUUCAUCGAGGCGCUGGGUCACACAUGGCACGACACCUGCUUCGUUUGUGCGGUUUGCCACAUCAACCUGGAGGGCCAGCCAUUCUACUCCAAGAAGGACAAGCCCUUGUGCAAGAAGCAUGCCCAUGCCAUCAACGUGUAGACUCAACUCCCUCCACCCCAACCUUCCUGGACGUGGGACAAUGCUGCCCUCUAGAGGAUGACAGAGAAGAGCAGCACGGUGCCGAGGAAGAGGAGAGAUUCACUCUGCUGCUGAUUGCACUGUUUGUCAGGGAUGUGCAGAGAAACAUGCUUUAAUUAAGCUGUGUGAUUCACAAAACAUGACCAAGAUAUUUUGGAACACCAUCUUUCUUAAUUUAGAUACACUUCUGCUUUUUUCACAUGCUACUGAAGACUUGAAAAGAUUGACUGUUGUCAUAUUUUUGCCUUUAUGAUAUAAUUGUAAAUAAUGAUAAUAAUCAUUUCUAAAGAUACUCUUUAUAUAGACCCCUGCUGGAGAAUAGACUGAUGAAUUAUGAAACGCUUUGUUGUUACUAAUUUUUUGAGACAAAAUAUCUUGGUCCUAAACUGAUGAAGUUGUUCAUAAACCUGUACUUUUUCAGAGUUUGUAAUGAAAGAAAAUGCUUUGUGGAUAUGAAAUGACUGCUGCUUCGUCCUCCAGAUAAUAUAUAUAAUAUAAAUGUUUUAACAGUUUAAAUAGCAUAUGAGUAGUUCAGUUAGAUAUACACAGUAUAUUCAGGUUAAUUUAGUAUUUUACUACUUAGUUAGCAAUUAACUAAAAACAUUCUGAAGAAAUUGAUGUCUUGAAGAAAUGACGCCUUGUAGUGAUUCUACAAAUUCUACACGAUCCUCUCACAUCAACAGCUGAAACUUAUUUAAGAUCUUAAGCUCUGGAAGAACAGUAAAUGUAUUUAUUUAUGUUCUAAUCCUUUAUUUAUUUUCCAUUUUAAGCUUUUAAAUAUUGUUUUUACAUUAUUUUACCUUGUUUUGAAUCAGCAGUAGUACUUUGUGAACAUUACUGCCACACCCAGUUCAUCUGUCUGAUACAAGGCUAAUGACUGAGCUCUCAGUCACUUGCUGAAGAUUUGGUGGGGACGGGGGAGGUCUGGGAAGGGGCAGGGAAGGUACUUUUGGAUUUGCUUUUGGGAUAGCAGCCGUCGAAUGUUAGGGCUGAGGAGGGGGGUGGACUGUCACUCUGGCAGAAGGACUGGCAGGUCCCUCAGUUUUCCUGCUCUCUGCUGCAAUAGGUGACAGCUGCUUGUCAAGCCAAGGUCUUUUGAACAUUUUUUGAGGUCUGACUCAACUUGGAAAUACGCCUUAAAGUUUUUGAAACACUUUUGUAUACAAACUGAAUCCAAACUCUUUGCAAUAUGUCUUUUUAAAUUCAGGGCCAAUACAGCCCUGCUAUAUAUAUUUUUUCUUCAAUUUAACAUCCACUCAAAAGGUGAAACUAUGCAUUUUAGGCUUUUUGCAGAGAUUUUAUGGGGUGUGUGUGUCCUGGCUUAUGAAACUGAAUUUCUUAUAAGUAAUGUACGUUAUACUUACACAUAUUGCACAUUUCGUCCACCAGGGGGCGGGAAGGUUUUAUCACUAUGCUUGUUUUUCCAUAAUUCAUUAAGAAAACUGUCUAUGAUCGCGUUAAAAAGUAAAUCAGCUUGUGUAAGCCAUAUACUCACGUUAUAUGUUUGCAACAAUAACACAUUUUACUCCUUAAAUAAUUAUUUUAACCCUUAAAAAAUUGAGAAGUUUUAUGCACUGUGUCUGACAGAGUAAUGAUAAACAGUUUUGUAAAAAUCUUUAUGGGCUUUUGUGUUUGGCUGGGGCUACUUUAAUAGUCAUGGGAACCCACGUGACCUAACGAGGUAGGUAGGUGUUGCUAUUGGCCACUCUGCCAGUAACCCUAGACAGUGACAUUUCAUUGAUUAAGAAUUCCACCUGUUUCUGCUGUCAUGAAAUUGGGAUAAUGAUACUGGAAUUUGUGCGAUUUCUGAAUGAUACUGGAACUUCUGCGAUGGAUGAAUCAUGCAGAGCUGGAGGAGUUUUCAAAUUAUGAUGAGCAUCUCAUGCUUUUCCCACCCCCUUCCUUUUCUGCUGAUCACUUCACUGUCCAUUCCCUGAUAACCUCCUCCUCCUUCUUUAGUCCUUUGUUCAUUCCAUUUUAGUCGUCAUGGUUCCGGUGCUCUUCACCCACCCCACUACCAAUCAUCACCCAUCCCCCCCGUUGAUCCAUCUCACCUCUCUGUUUUCUCAUUUGGCCUUUCUCAUACUUCUCUAUUCUCAUCUUUCCAUUUGCUUUCCUACUUCCGGUGGCCUCUGAGUCACCCUCACCUCAAGUUAGUUACCCACAAUGCCCUACCACCUCUGCCCCUUUAUAUCUUUGUAGAGUGACCAGCUUCUAAACCUUGAGACUUUAAGUGUUUGGUUCUAUGCGUGUUUACACUGGAUUGUAUGCACCAUUUCUGUCAUGGUUCAUCUGCAGGGUUUCAGAACUUGGCUAUGUGCAGCUUGAAAAUGAGUCUAAUGUAUCUGCCCUGCGCUUGUUUUCCAGUAUGAUAUGAGAAAGUAUGUAUGUUGUAAUAAAUUAAUGAGUUUAACGAUA